This is a messenger RNA of Eimeria tenella, 1890 nucleotides long. RefSeq lists its product as uncharacterized. The record is from RefSeq and is a predicted model, not a curated record. NCBI's taxonomy places the organism in Eukaryota, Apicomplexa, Conoidasida, Eucoccidiorida, Eimeriidae. The transcript has 8 exons. Bases 1 to 1890 code for a protein of 629 amino acids.
AUGGAUGCACAAUGUGUUGCAUGUGAUCCCGGAUAUGAGUGCGCGGACGGUGUACGGGUCGCUUGCGCCAGAGGCCUUUAUUCUGAUGGAAGCGCAUCAUGCCUGCCGUGCAAAGCUGGUCACUACUGCUCUGAAGAGGCAACCACUGAAGAGCAAAUGAACAAGCAGAAAUGCCCAGCUGGCGUCUUCUGCGAUGCGGGAGUCGAUUCUAUCCCAACGUUGGCGAGCCAUCCCUGUAAAGCGGGGAGUUACUGUCCUGAGGCAGACAAAACGGCUUGUGUGCCUGUCGCUGCCGGCCAGUAUGCAUCAGUAGAAGGGCUGGCAGAAGCUGAGGGAUCCUGCUCAGUUGGAUAUUAUUGUCCGGAGGGAUCGACGUCGGCAACAAUGCAUCACUGCCCUGCUGGAAAGUACUCGUAUCUGUGCUAUGAGGGGGCAUCAUCUCCACGCCCAACAGAUGGAAAGACUGGAGAGCCGUGUACGGCCGGAGGCUACUGCGAAGAGGGGGCAACAACAAAGUCAUACUGCCCUCCAGGGAAAUACAAUCCUUCUCCGGGAGCUUCAUCGAAAGAUGAUUGUAUAGAUUGUCCUGCUGGGAAGUAUUGCACCGGAAGCCAUUCUCCAGAGCCUGAUGGACCGUGCGCACCGGGGGCAUAUUGUACAGGAGGCUCUGAGACCUCCAGAUGGGUCACAAAAACCGAAGGCAGCACAAAAUGUGAUCCUUGCACCUAUGGGCACUACUGUCCAACAGAAGGAACAUCUACUGAAGUGCCGUGUCCUCUAGGAACAUUUAGGGAAACUGGAUUUGGCUCUUCGAUCAACAGUUGCUACCAGUGCCCCCCUUACAAGGCAUGCACUUCUACAGGAAACAAAGAGCUGGAGAAAAACCUACCCUACUGCGAAGCUGGAUAUUAUUGCAUCUACGGGUCUCCAGCUACACAGCCAUCAAAAGAUGACGAAACUUACGACCCCAACAAGGCUGGUCCCUGCCCAGCAGGCUUUUACUGCGAAACGCAACAAAUCCUUACACCGUGCCCUAGAGGCAGCCUUGGUACUAAUGAAAUGCAGCGAAGUGCAACAGACUGCGCCAAAUGCCCCGCAGGCAAGGUGUGCCAAGACAUAGCAGGCUUAACGGCCACUGAAUGUCCUGAAGGUUUUAUUUGCCCAGAAGGAACAAUGGCAGCUGAGCGCGUGGCAAAUUUGUGUCCAGUUGGGAAAUUCUGUCCUGCUGGCAGCACCGACGGGACAAACUGUGCCAAAGGCUCAUUUGCGCCCACGAAAGGCAUGUUAGAGUGUGUAAAAUGCCCGGCAGGCUACCUGUGUGAGGAUCCAAGUCUCAACCUCUCUCAGCAACCCUGUCCAGAAGGAUACUUCUGCCCCGCAGCUUCAAGUGACAAACAGGCCUGCCCGGCUGGAACUGUAGGUUUUGCGGAGAACCUUUCUAAUGAGUCCCUUUGCCUUCGUUGUCCACCCGGACACUACUGUCCAAAUGAGGCUACGGCCAUCCCAGACAACAUGGAACAGUGCCCUCCAGGGAAAUAUUCCAGCCGCGGGUCAAAAGACCAAAGCGAAUGCAAAGAAUGUCCAGUUGGGUAUUACUGUCCGGAAGCAUCAAGCACUCCAAUCCCUUGCCCAGGAGGAAUGUUGUGCACCGCAGCCGGCCAGGAACAACCCAAUGAGGAUUGUCCAGAGGGGUUCUACUGCGAAGCAGGCACCUUGCAGCAUAGUUACUCGGUUGCACAGGUUUGCCCAGCAGGUGCUUACUGCCCCACGAAUUCAUCGUCCCCAACAUUGUGUCCCAUGGGCACGACCUCACAGAAUCAAGGGGCCACUUCGGAAACAGCCUGUACGCCGUGCCCAGCAGGAAGGUACGUGCCGCUGCUUACAACCUAG